AUGGCUGCAUCUACACCAGUAGAAAAGCAGGCUCCCAUCACCGAAACCGCUGACCCGAGGUCGUCCCACGGCUUGAAGUCACCACCGCCACAUCAUGGCUCACACGAAGACCAUCCGUUCAGCGACCCGGCAACGGCUCAGCGCUGGCGUCAAAUAUACGAUGACGCCGAGUACGAAGGACGUCAUCGGUUCGACCCGACGUAUACAUGGGGAGCUGAAGAAGAGAAACGUCUAGUCAAAAAGCUGGACUGGCGAAUAGCUCUCUGGGCAUGGAUCAUGUUCAUAUCGAUGGAGUUGAAUCGAAGAAAUAUCAAUCGAGCGAUCUCAGACAAUUUGCUGAGAGACCUAGGCAUGAAUACAAACGACUAUAACUAUGGUCAGACUAUCUUUCUCGCUUCUUUCCUCUUUGCCGAACUUCCCAGUGGCCUGAUUAGCAAGAAGCUGGGUGCUGAUCGGUGGAUCCCUACUAUCAUCUGUAUAUGGUCCAUUGUCAGCGCCUCACAAUGCGCCAUGAAGACGAAAGCCCACUACUUCGCCAUUCGAUGCAUCCUUGGUCUACUCAUGGGCGGCUUCAUCCCAGAUAUCGUCCUCUGGCUAACGUACUUCUACAAAUCCACUGAACUUCCGCACCGGUUAGCGUGGUUCUGGACUGCGCUGAGCACUUGCAAUAUCGUCGGCUCGCUGCUUGCAGCAGGUAUAUUGCAGAUGCGAGGUCUCCAUGGCUGGGGAGGUUGGCAGUAUCUGUUCUUAAUCGAAGGCAUCAUGACUCUAGCCAUCGGCAUCCUCUCAUUUGGCCUCAUGCCCCCUGGCGCCUGCCAAACGCAACACUGGUUCCGCGGCAAAAACGGCUGGUUCACCCCACACGAAGAGUACAUUCUCGUCAACCGCAUCCUCCGCGACGACCCCUCCAAAGGCGACAUGAACAACCGCCAAGCAGUCGGUCUCCCACUCCUCUGGAAAGCAGCAUGCGACUGGGAACAAUGGCCCCUCUACAUCAUUGGCCUGACCGCCUAUGUCCCACCUAACCCGCCGCAAAACUACCUCUCAUACAUCCUGCGCCAGCUCGGCUUCUCCGUCUUCGAAGCCAACUUACUCGCCAUACCCAGCCAGUUCCUCUACGCCAUCCAACUCCUCGCCGUGACCUGGCUAUCCGAAAAGUUCAAAGAACGCUCCAUGAUAUCCAGUCUAUCCAACAUCUGGAUCUUCCCCUGGCUCGUCGCUCUUGUCGUUCUGCCCGCAGACGCAAAUCCCUGGGUCAGAUACGCGCUCCUCACAGGUCUACUGUCCUAUCCGUACUGCCACGCCAUCCUCGUGAGUUGGAACGCGAAGAACUCGAAUUCUGUCCGUACACGCGCCGUCUCCGCGGCUUUCUACAACAUGUUUGUGCAGUCGGGCAAUAUCAUUGCUACUAAUAUUUAUCGCGAUGAUGAUCAGCCGUUGUACCGCAGGGGAAAUAGGAUACUGCUUGGUAUCUGUGUGUAUAACGUUUUCUUGUUCUAUGCGGUGAAGGCGUUUUACAUUUGGAGGAAUCGCGUAAGAGAUGAGCAAUGGAAAGCUAUGACCAAGGAAGAGCAAGAGGAUUAUGUUUUCAAUACCAAGGAUGAGGGGAUGAAGAGGUUAGACUUCAGGUUUUCCCACUGA
Molecule: messenger RNA, 1641 nt
Organism: Alternaria arbusti
Lineage: Eukaryota; Fungi; Ascomycota; Dothideomycetes; Pleosporales; Pleosporaceae
Exons: 6
Coding region: 1-1641 (546 amino acids)
Biological process (GO): transmembrane transport
Cellular component (GO): membrane
Molecular function (GO): transmembrane transporter activity
Source: RefSeq, a predicted model, not a curated record